This is a messenger RNA of Ichthyophthirius multifiliis, 1608 nucleotides long. RefSeq names its product vacuolar ATP synthase subunit, putative. Gene Ontology annotation, biological process: ATP metabolic process; proton transmembrane transport. The transcript is spliced from 5 exons. The record is from RefSeq and is a predicted model, not a curated record. Gene Ontology annotation, molecular function: proton-transporting ATPase activity, rotational mechanism; ATP binding. Gene Ontology annotation, cellular component: proton-transporting V-type ATPase, V1 domain. Lineage: Eukaryota; Ciliophora; Oligohymenophorea; Hymenostomatida.
AAUUAUUAACAAAAAUGUCCUAAGAUAUUAACGCUGCAAAAGUACAUGCAUCAGCAGCAUUAAGAGAUUAUAAUAUUGCACCUCGUGCCGAUUAUAGAACUGUAUGUAAAGUAGAUGGCCCUUUAGUUAUUUUAGAUAAUGUGAAAUUCCCAAAGUUUUCUGAAAUUGUAAAUGUCUGUUUAGCUGAUGGGUCUAUUAGAAAAGGUCAAGUUUUAGAAAUUUGUGGAAAAAAGGCAGUUGUCUAGAUUUUCGAAGGAACAGAUGGAAUAGACAAUUUAUACACUCACUGUGAAUUUACCGGUGAAACACUCCAAAUGCCAAUUGCAGAAGAAAUGUUAGGCAGAGCCUUUAACGGUUCCGGUACCCCCAUAGAUAAAGGUCCUCCAGUAUUAGCCGAAAAAUUUUUGAACAUUAAUGGUUCUCCAAUUAACCCAUGUUAACGUGUAUACCCUAAAGAAAUGAUAUAAACUGGUAUAUCAGCCAUUGAUUGUAUGAGUUCAAUUGCCAGAGGUUAAAAAAUUCCUCUUUUUUCCGCCAAUGGUCUUCCUCAUAACGAAAUAGGAGCCUAAAUAGUCAGAUAAGCUUCUUUAGUUAAAGGAAAAGAUGUCUUAGAUCAUUCUGAAGAAAACUUUGCGGUAGUAUUUGGUGCUAUGGGUGUGAAUAUGGAAGUAGCACGUUUUUUCAGAACUGAUUUUGAAUAAAAUGGGUCUAUGGAAAGAGUCGUUCUUUUCUUAAAUUUAGCUAAUGAUCCUACUAUAGAGCGUAUUAUUACUCCUCGUUUAUCUUUAACUACUGCUGAAUAUUUAGCUUAUGAAAGAGAAUUGCAUGUGUUAGUUAUUAUGACUGAUAUGAGUUCUUAUGCAGAUUCUUUAAGAGAAGUUUCUGCUGCAAGAGAAGAAGUACCAGGAAGAAGAUCUUACCCAGGUUAUUUGUAUACUGAUUUAUCCACAAUUUAUGAAAGAGCUGGCCGUGUUAAUGGCAUUAAUGGUUCAAUUACUUAAAUUCCUAUUUUAACAAUGCCUAAUGAUGAUAUUACGCAUCCUAUUCCUGAUUUAACUGGAUAUAUUACUGAAGGUUAAAUUUUUAUUGACAGAUAAUUACAUAAUAAAUAGAUUUAUCCUCCAAUUAAUGUUUUACCUUCACUUUCUCGUUUGAUGAAAUCUGCUAUAGGUAAAGGAAUGACAAGAAUUGAUCAUCCGGAAGUUUCUAACUAACUCUAUGCUAAUUAUGCUAUUGGUAAAGAUACAGCUGCUAUGAAAGCUGUUGUUGGUGAAGAAGCACUUUCUGAUGAAGAUCAUUUAUAUUUGGAAUUCUUGAAAAAAUUCGAAUCUUAAUAUAUUGCUUAAGGUCAUUAUGAAACUAGAAGUAUUUUCUAAUCACUUGAUAAAGCUUGGGAUUUAUUAAGAAUCUUCCCUCCAGAUUCUUUAAAGAAAAUUAAAUAAAGUACAAAGGAUGAGUUCUACGCUAAGAGAGCUGAUGAUGAUGAUAAAUGAAAAAACUAACUUUUUUUAUUAAUUUUUUUUUAUUAUAAUAAAAUAAAUUAUGGAAUUUUUUACAAAUAAUAAUUUUUAAUUAAUUAUACGAAUAAAAUAAAUUUAUAGAUAUUUU